CGGGUUGUUUUCAUUGGUAUAACAGUUUGGCAAGAGCAUUUUCCGGGUAUUUUAUUCAAUUUCUCCGCAAAAAUUAGUCUUACUGAUAGUGAGAUAUUUGUAAUAUCUAUAAGUUAAAGAGAAUAAAAUUUAAAGUGAGAAAUGACGCAAUCCACUCCUGUGAAUCAAUCCACGCUCCUGCCGCUUGAACUUGUGGACAAGUGCAUUGGUUCCCGGAUUCAUAUAAUUAUGAAGAAUGAUAAAGAAAUGGUGGGAACUCUGCUUGGUUUUGAUGACUUCGUCAAUAUGUUGCUUGAAGACGUGACUGAAUAUGAAAACACGCCGGAAGGACGAAGAAUAACUAAAUUGGAUCAGAUUCUACUCAAUGGGAAUAACAUUACGAUGCUGGUGCCUGGUGGAGAUAUGCCUGAUUCCUCAUCAGCGUCGUAAAUCAGAAGCCACAGCACUAAAUCAUCAUUUCUACGACAUUUCUUCCGGAUUUUCCCUGUACUCUGAGAAAUAAAUCGAGGAUUUUCCUCUGGAUUUUCGUAAA
Molecule: messenger RNA, 532 nt
Organism: Phlebotomus argentipes
Lineage: Eukaryota; Metazoa; Arthropoda; Insecta; Diptera; Psychodidae
Product: U6 snRNA-associated Sm-like protein LSm5
Exons: 3
Coding region: 142-429 (95 amino acids)
Biological process (GO): mRNA splicing, via spliceosome
Cellular component (GO): U6 snRNP; U4/U6 x U5 tri-snRNP complex; Lsm1-7-Pat1 complex
Molecular function (GO): RNA binding
Source: RefSeq, a predicted model, not a curated record